AUGGCGAUCAACGGCACUAAAAGAAGAAAAUUGGCUCACGACUCCUCGGACGACGAGGCGCAAGCCACGGCAUCCAGGAAUGUCCAGAAAGACUUCUUCAAGCAGGCGUCAAACUGGGACCUCGAAGACGAUUACGCAAACCGCCGCCGCAAGAGCAAGAAGGCCGACAAGGAGAGCACCAAGCUGCCAAUCAAGACGGCCGACGGCCGAUUAGAGAUUCUCCGCGAGCUCGAGAAGGAGGAGGACCUGGUAUCUGUUGAGAGCGACACGGAAUGGCUCGAGGGCCGGGAGGACGAUAUCGAGUCAGAAGUCGAGGAGGAGGUGCAAGAGGAGGCGCCCACCGUCUCUGAGGCUCAGCAGAUACGAGAGGCACAGGAAGAGCUGGCCAAGCUGGCCACAUCGCUCAAUGAGAACCCUGAGGAACAUGUCGGCUCGCUCAAGACCAUCGCUGCCAUUGGCGAGUCGCAGAUCCCUGCCAUCCAGAUGCUGGCUCUCAUGACGCAGAUGUCAGUUUAUAAAGACAUCAUCCCCGGAUACCGCAUCAGACCUGCCACCGAAAACGACCCAACAGAAAAGGUCUCCAAGGAUGUGCGCACGCUGCGACAAUUCGAGCAGGCCUUGGUCCUUGGCUAUCAAAACUACGUAAAGGAGCUGGCCCGGUGCGCCAAGCUAGACACAAAUCCCGUCAAGGGAGGGCAAAAUGUUGCGGGCAUUGCCAUCACAUGUGCCUGCACCCUGAUAGCUGCGGUUCCGCACUUCAACUUCCGUGCCGACCUCUUGCGCAUCUUGGUAAAUAAGCUGAGCAGGAAGAAGAUUGAUAGCAGCUCCGUCAAGUGUCUCAAAGCACUGGAGACGUUAUUCCGCGAAGAUGAGGACGGCAAGCCAACGAUGGAGGCUGUUUCACUACUCUCAAAAAUGAUGAAGGCUCGGGAAUACGAAGUGGACGAGAGCGUCGUCAACCUCUUCCUCAGCCUCCGCCUUCUCUCCGAGUUCGCCGGCAAAGCCUCACAAGACGCAGUCGAGCGAACCGGCACAAUCAGGAAGAAGAAGUGGGAAUACCGCUCCAAGAGAGAGCGAAAGGCCAAGAAGGAGCAAAAGUCUCUCGAGAAGGACAUGGCCGCCGCAGACGCCAUGGUCGACCACGAGGAGCGAGACAAGAUGCAAUCCGAGACGCUGAAGCUCGUCUUCGCAACCUACUUUCGCAUCCUCAAGAUGCGCGCUCCUCAUCUCAUGGGAGCCGUUCUCGAAGGCCUGGCCAAGUACGCCCAUCUCAUCAACCAAGACUUCUUCGGUGACCUACUCGAAGCGCUCAAGGACUUGAUCCGCCACAGCGACGACGACGCCGAUGCCGAUCUCGCCGCCCAAAACGAGGACGAUGACAGCGUCUCCAUGCGAAACCUGACGCGCGAGGCCCUCCUUUGCACCGUCACGGCCUUUGCCCUCCUCGAAGGCCAAGACGCCCACAACUCUCGCAACAAUCUCCACCUCGACCUCACCUACUUCACAACCCACCUCUUCACCUCCCUCCUCAACCUCUCCGUGCACCCGGAUCUCGAACUCACAAAGAUCGCCAACACCACAUCAACCACCUCCAAGAUCAACGUCCAGACAACCACAGUCCUGCUCCUCCGCUCCUUAACCGCCAUCCUGCUGCCCGCCUGGAACGUCCGCUCCGUGCCGCCCCUGAAGCUCGCCGCCUUCACCAAGCAGCUCAUGACGGCCGCUCUACAGCUCCCCGACAAGUCCUGCCAGGCUACACUGGGCCUGCUCAACGACAUGGCGCACACACACGGCAAGAAGAUUGCCAGCUUGUGGAAUACAGAGGAGCGCAAGGGUGAUGGAAAACACAACGCGCUCAGCGACACGGUCGAGGGUAGCAAUCCGUUUGCCGCGACGGUGUGGGAGGGUGAGCUUCUGAAGAAGCACUUUUCGCCCAAGGUUAGAGAAGGGGUGAAGCUGCUAGUAAAGACUUUGCCUUGA
Molecule: messenger RNA, 1980 nt
Organism: Trichoderma gamsii
Lineage: Eukaryota; Fungi; Ascomycota; Sordariomycetes; Hypocreales; Hypocreaceae
Exons: 1
Coding region: 1-1980 (659 amino acids)
Biological process (GO): DNA replication initiation
Cellular component (GO): nucleolus
Molecular function (GO): chromatin binding
Source: RefSeq, a predicted model, not a curated record